Kwoniella shivajii is the source of this 1281-nucleotide messenger RNA. RefSeq lists its product as uncharacterized. The record is from RefSeq and is a predicted model, not a curated record. Gene Ontology annotation, molecular function: mRNA binding. The transcript has 5 exons. Lineage: Eukaryota; Fungi; Basidiomycota; Tremellomycetes; Tremellales; Cryptococcaceae. The coding region runs from base 1 to 1281 and encodes 426 amino acids.
AUGGAUCAAUAUCAACAACAGUUCGGUCUUCCAGCAGGAGGACACGCUGAAGCACCUAAAAAACCACAUUUAUACGUUGGAAACCUAUCGCCUAGAGUAACAGAUCAUAUCUUAACUGAGAUUUUCGCCGUGGCCGGACCCGUUAUUCAAGCUAAAAUAAUUCAAGAUCGAAAUUUUCAACAUGGUGGAAUGAAUUAUGGUUUCGUCGAAUAUGCAGAUAUGCGUUCUGCUGAACAAGCUUUACAAACUUUAAACGGUAGAAAAAUAUUUGAUGCUGAAGUAAGAGUCAAUUGGGCACAUCAAGGUAAUCAAAGUAAAGAAGAUACUCAACAUCAUUAUCAUGUUUUCGUUGGUGAUUUAUCCCCUGAAGUGAACGAUGAUGUUCUAGGUAAAGCUUUCGGCGCUUUUGGUAGUAUGUCAGAAGCUAGAGUUAUGUGGGACAUGAAUUCUGGUAAAUCCAGAGGUUAUGGCUUUUUAUCAUUCAGAGAAAAGCCAGAUGCUGAACAAGCCAUCGCUACCAUGAAUGGAGAAUGGCUUGGAUCAAGAGCCAUUCGAGUCAAUUGGGCUAACCAAAAGACUCAAACCGGAACUGCAACAUCCAGAGGACCAGGUGGCUAUCCUGGUAUCGGCGGUGGUGGUAUGGGUGGUGGAAUGGGUGGUGGAUCACCCGCACCUGGAAAUUUCAGUUCAUCAGGUUUAGGAUUUGAUUCAGUCGCUCAGCAAACUCCAGAAUACAACACGACAGUCUACGUUGGAAAUCUGAUCCCUUAUACCACUCAAGCAGAUUUGAUACCAUUAUUCCAAGGUUAUGGUUAUAUUGUCGAAAUCAGAAUGCAAGCUGAUAGAGGAUUCGCUUUUGUCAAAUUGGACACUCAUCAAAAUGCCGCUUUGGCAAUUACUCAAUUGCAAAACCAAUUAGUUCACGGUAGACCAAUCAAAUGUUCUUGGGGUAAAGAUAAAGGUUCAGAAGGUGGUCCAGGUGCUGCUGCACCUCAAGCCCCUGCGUACCCUAUGCAACACCAACAAAUGGGCUACCCAAACCAAUACAACUACUACGGUGGAUACAACUAUGGUCAAACAGGUGUACCCGGUCAGCCCGGUCAACCCGGUGGUCAUGCUCAAGUAGCUCAACCUGCACCUGGACAAGAUGGAACACAACAAGCCGCCGCAGCUCAAGGACAAUGGGAUCCUGCCGCUGCUGCUGCAUACUACCAAGCAGGUGGAUGGGGGAAUUACUAUAGUCAAGAUGGUCAAUCUCAAAACCAAACUCAAGCUCAUUAG